Messenger RNA from Rhagoletis zephyria (snowberry fruit fly), 1509 nucleotides. RefSeq lists its product as uncharacterized. The record is from RefSeq and is a predicted model, not a curated record. Lineage: Eukaryota; Metazoa; Arthropoda; Insecta; Diptera; Tephritidae. Gene Ontology annotation, molecular function: zinc ion binding; nucleic acid binding.
AUGCCGAAAUUAAAUAAGGAAGGGAAAAACAAGCCAGCAGCAAGUGCACCCAAGAGGGUAGGAGCAGCGCAGUCAGCAACAGCAAAAAAGAAGCGUGACGUGGGAAAUGUAGCUAAUCCUCAAAAUGGUAGCGAACAAAGGGUCACAUCGCAAGAUGAUCAGCAGGAGGUGAUCGUGGGGGGUUCUUCGCGGAACAUAUCCACUAUAGAUAGAGCGGUAUCUCAAGGGAUUUCAAGCGCCAGUAGUAUUCAAGCAGAUAUUGAUUUUACGGUGGCGCAAAUUCAGCGUCAAUCUGACUGGUUAGCUUCGGCGACCUCGGAAGUUAGGGAUGUGGAGGUGAUCAAAGCUCGUCUUGAUAUUCUUACCACAGCCUGGGGCAAAUUUGAGGAAAAAUGUCGGGAGUUGCAACAGAGGUCGCGAAGUGAGCUGCAACGGGCGGAUGAUAUGACACGGCAACAGCAGGUUGAGGACGUUUACGUAGGAGUUCGAGCGCAAUUCUGCAAUAGAAUCAAGUCAUUGCAACCAGCUGUAUCUACGGCGGCAUACCAGCAUACAAAUAGUCGCUCACUACAGUUGCAAUUUGCCGAACUGCCUUUAGCAGAUAGACUCCCGGUAUUUGGUGGAGCCCAUCGAGAGUGGAUUCAGUUUAGGGACAUUUUCACGGCGGAGGUUAUUCAAAAUCCGCACCUUACAAACUUGCAGCGCCUCCGGCGACUGCAAAGCUGCGUCAAAGAUAGUGCGGCCAGGGCCAUGGGCUAUUGGCCUCAGCGAGAGGAGAGCUUUUCCGAUGCCUGGAAGACAUUAUGCCUAGCGUUCGAUAAUGAAUAUUUGUGUCACGCUGCACACUGCUCGGCAAUUUAUGGGCUGCCCAUUUGGCCAAAGGCUACCCAUGCAUUAAUGCGCAAUAUGCUUGAUGUGACGCGCAAUAGCUUGCGUAUGAUUUCAAGGCAGUUGGGGGCUGAAGAGCAGCGUGACUUACUAAUAUUAAAUUUCCUUGAGUCCCGCUUAGAUAGCACAUCCCGCAGCCAGUGGGAAAUGGUUAGGCCAACCGAUCGUAUACCCAAUUUACAGACCGACUUUUAUGUAUGGCUUGAGCGUCGGAGCAGCGGGCUAUUGAGUCAGGCGACACUACCUUCAUCUAAUCACAGCGAGAGGCAAGUAAACAAGGCUUCAACGAAUCAGCGUGCAUUCCCAAGCGUGUCGUCACGAUCCAGCACCCACCCUUGCUUCCACUGCUCGGGCGAUCAUGCUUUUCAUCGGUGCCCAGGAAUUGGAAGUAUGCAUAGGGAGGAGAAAGUUAAACGAAUUUUUGAGCUAGGACUAUGUCAGAACUGCUUGAGAAGAGGUCAUACUGCCCGGAACUGUUUACAAAGCCGUUGUCCAAGAUGCGCACGGGCACCUCACAACAGCAUUAUAUGCCCCAAGCUAUCUGGAACUUCCAAGGAGGUGCCAUCACGCACAUCCGCGUUAGCAACAGCCGGAGAGGGGGAAACGGUAGCAGAGCAAUAG